Molecule: messenger RNA, 1953 nt
Organism: Daldinia vernicosa
Lineage: Eukaryota; Fungi; Ascomycota; Sordariomycetes; Xylariales; Hypoxylaceae
Product: TRAUB-domain-containing protein
Exons: 3
Coding region: 64-1722 (552 amino acids)
Biological process (GO): maturation of SSU-rRNA from tricistronic rRNA transcript (SSU-rRNA, 5.8S rRNA, LSU-rRNA)
Cellular component (GO): nucleolus; nucleus
Source: RefSeq, a predicted model, not a curated record
CGUACAAACGCCUUUCUUUACUCACUAUUAACAGGUAGACAAGCUAUUGUUGCUAAUAGUGCAAUGUCCAAGACAAAGGGGCGCGCACGGCAGUUUGCCGAAUGGGCAGAGCAACCAGUCAAAGACUUCGAUCCCGAAGUAGAAGUCCCAGAUGAGGACGACGUCAGCGGAAGCGAAGAUAGCGUAGAUGAAAACGCUGGUACAGAACAUUAUGUCGCCGUAAGCAAAAGCAAGCUUCGCCGCAGAGACCCCGUCGCGCUAGGACCCCAAUACCGGGGUGCUCCCGUAAGCCGAGAAGCCCUCGAUGACGAAGAGGAUAACGACGAGAGCGAAGAGGAUGAUGAUCCCGACGCGGCCGAUCUCGAAGCCGAUCAAGACGGUCAAGUCGAUGCAGAGAUCGCUCAGGCUAUGCCAAAGAAAGGCAAGAGAGUCGCAAGGCCUACUGCUGCGGACUACAUGCUAUCCGACGAGGAAGAUGAUGACAGUGAUGGGGCAGAACUUGAUGGGGAAGACUCUGAGGAUAUCGAUGAUGACGAAGAUGCUUCCGAUGAGGAAGGAAUUGGAGGCUUUAUAGAUGACGAGGCGGAAGAGGAUGAGGAUGAGGACGAGAGUGAAGAUGAAGACGAAAUGGACCAAGACAUGGAGGAUAGCGACGAAGAAUUGGAUGAGCAGGAAGAAGAUGACGAUGCUAAAGAUGCAGCGCAGGCCAAUGGAGCGAGUCGUGCAACAAUUCAAGAGAUGAUGAAUGCUGGCCAGCGCAGUGUGGCUAGUACUUUAUCAACAGCGGCUCAAAAAGACGUGGCAAAAGGGAAGGCAGUUCGACAACAGCGAAAGGCCUUCGAUGCACUUCUCAACAUCCGUAUACGACUACAAAAGUCACUCGUCGCAGUCAACUCCUUCAGUACCAUUGAGGAACUAGGGGGCCAAUCAGAACCCUACGAAGCAGCUGAAGCGGCCGCGCUAAAGCUAUGGAAUACAAUUGAUGGGUUCCGCACGAGUAUACAGUCCGACUCGUCAGGAAAGACAGGCCAAAAGAGGAAGCGAGUUGCCGAUACAGAUACGUCUAGUCAAGACAUGUGGGAAAAUAUGGAGAUUAUUGAGCAGCGGGCAAUCAUUCGACGCAGGGCGGUUCUGGAGAAGUGGUCGCAUAGCGCCCGGAAUAUAAGGAUGAUGGAUAGGUCGUCGCGCAAAUUUUCUAAUGCGGUAGAAAAAUCGCUGACUACGAGGUUGGAUGAAGAGCUUGAUGCACCGGAACGGCUUAUCAAACGGACCCGGACGCCACGAUCAUGCGCUCCGGCACAAAUCGCAAAAAAAAUCAAUGAAGAUGCGGCUAUCUACGAUGAUGCCGAUUUCUACCAGCUGCUAUUAAAGGAGCUCGUUGACCAACGUUCCGGCGAUACGUCGGGCGCCCCGGGUGGCCCCGCAGCGACAAUCCGGUUUGCCGCCGUAAAGGAAGCGAAGGCGAAGCGGCAUGUGGAUACCAAGGCCAGCAAGGGCCGAAAGAUGCGCUUCAACGUUCACGAUAAACUACAGAAUUUCAUGGCACCAGAAGAUCGCCGAAGCUGGGAGCAGAGUGCCAUCGAUCGCUUCUUCGGGACUCUAUUCGGUCAAAAACUGGUGCUGAACGAAGACGAAGACGAAGACGAUGAUAAGGAGGCAUCUGAUGAAGAAAUGGGCGGUGCGCCGAUUAACGAUGGAGGCAUCCGAUUAUUUAGAGACUAAUUUGAAACAUUCUGUUACCUAUCUCAACUAUCUGAUGAUUCGUAGUGUAGAAAAAAGGGAAAAAGGCAGAAUUAGGUAGGUACCUAAUUAUUGAAAUAAGUAUCGUCGCGCAUGUUUCCAAAAAAGAAAGGAUUUUCAGAAGCUCGUAUUGGUAUUGGGUUCUUUAAGAGUAAGCCGACGAUGCGCCAAGAUGGACAUCCAACCCCGUAUUCUAACAAUACGAAGAUUGCG